AGAAGAAGAGAUCACAGAGGAGUCUCCUCAUCCCCAGCACUGAGGCUGCGGUGAAUCCGGUGACUCUUGCCCCAGUGUCCUAAAUUUCACCUUCUGCUCCUGGACCGUAUUGUCUUCUAGAAGAAUCUGCAUGAAGAUGAUGUCCUGCACCGAGCUGAUCACCAUGUGUCUACUGUCCGCCAAACAAUUCCCCAAGGAGAAACCCGCCAGAGCCCCCCUGCAGCCCAGCACCGACCAGGACCUGUCUAUAUUCCGGGAUAUAUUCCGGAGAGCAGACAAAAAUGAUGACGGUAAUCUCUCCCUCGAUGAAUUCCAGAGCUAUUUCUCCGAUGACGUCCUGAACCAGGAGGAUCUGAGGAAAAUGUUCAUCCGGAUAGACAGCCGGCAGAGCAAUAACAUGGAUACAGAGUUGCUAUGUGACUAUUUCUCGGAAUACUUGGGGGAGUACAAGAACGUUCUGGCCGCCCUGCAGAACCUGAAUGUGACUAUACUGACCGCCAUGGAUAAGACUAAAACGGACUAUGGCGAGGCCUCACAGACGGAGCAGUUUGUAACGCGUUUCCUGCUGCGGGAGACGAUGAAUCAGCUGCAGUCCCUGCACAAUUCCCUGGAGUCUGCACUGGAGGCCGUAGAAUCUCAGACUAGACAAGACAGACAGGACCUUGUGAAGCCGGAGCCUAAGAGGGUUGGGCGCAAAUGUAAUCGCCGCAUUGAGACGUCCCCCAUCCUGGCCCCUACAGACGCCUAUUCUGCUCUUCUGAGAACAGCAGAUGGCGACACUCAGUGGUCUGUACAAAUCAAUCGCCUGGAGCAGCUCAUCGACAAGCUGGAAUGUACGAGUCCGCGGCUGCAUCCGGUGCAGGAAGAUGUGACUUCUGUGACUUCUAGUGCAUCACAGAUGGAGAUCCUGGUCUCCCAGAGGCAGCUUUCAGUCAGUGGAGUCUAUAUGGGUCAGUUUAGAAUGUCUCUGAAGAGUUACAGUGAGUUUACUGCAGCCCAAGAACAUUGCUUACAUGUAUCCACUCGAGAUCUUCACUCCCAAACAGGCUACGUCCUGUAUGAAAUAUGGAGGGACGAGGAGUCUUGGAAGAGUCAUCUCCAGUCUGCACAGAGUAAAACCUUCCAGCGGGCCGUCAUUGAUUGUCUUGAAAGUCCAGAACAGAUGAAGACCAUGUUAUUUCCAGCCGACUGGUGGAGCCUUCAACCAUAAGAACCGAGCCGUAUGGACAGACCCUCAAGGCCGCCAUGAUGAAUCGCUACAAUACUGCCCGGUCCUGUUCACACCUUUAUAUGACGCAUACUAGUGGAGUCUCUUCCCUCCCCAAUACUCUGACCCCCGGUAGACUUGUCCUUCUUUCCUCUAUUGUCCAUGCUUGGUCUUGUUCUCCAUCUUCUUCUCCACCGUACUGUCCCUUAUGGGAUUCCUCUACGACCGACACUUUGUAGAUUUACGAGACUGCGCCAAUGUGUCUGACCAUGGCGUCCUCCUUCUCCAUGGCCGCUGAUCAGAUGAUCUCCCACCUUGAGCCCAUUAAAAGUUCCUGAGGACCAUUAAUAAAAUGUUCUGAAUAAACAA
Molecule: messenger RNA, 1576 nt
Organism: Hyla sarda
Lineage: Eukaryota; Metazoa; Chordata; Amphibia; Anura; Hylidae
Product: N-terminal EF-hand calcium-binding protein 1-like
Exons: 13
Coding region: 131-1210 (359 amino acids)
Biological process (GO): regulation of amyloid precursor protein biosynthetic process
Cellular component (GO): Golgi cis cisterna; endoplasmic reticulum; cytoplasm
Molecular function (GO): calcium ion binding
Source: RefSeq, a predicted model, not a curated record